This is a messenger RNA of Lachancea mirantina, 753 nucleotides long. The record is from the annotation of a GenBank genome assembly. NCBI's taxonomy places the organism in Eukaryota, Fungi, Ascomycota, Saccharomycetes, Saccharomycetales, Saccharomycetaceae.
AUGACUGACAGAUAUUCUUUUUCUCUGACGACUUUUUCGCCAAGCGGGAAACUGGGCCAGAUAGACUACGCAUUGGCGGCGGUUAAGCAAGGUGUAACGUCUUUGGGUAUUCGGGCGACCAAUGGGGUUAUCAUCGCCACCGAGAAGAAAUCGAGCUCUCCGCUCGCACUUGCCGACACGCUCUCAAAAGCAGAGCUGAUCACACCAAAUAUCGGAGCGGUGUACUCAGGGAUGGGUCCAGACUUUAGGGUGUUGGUCGACAAGUCACGCAAAGUGGCACACACGCACUACAAACGCGUUUACAACGAGUAUCCGCCUACCAAGAUCCUCGUGUCCGAAAUUGCCAAAGUCAUGCAAGAAGCGACCCAAUCGGGUGGGGUACGGCCCUUCGGCGUGUCGCUGUUGGUAGCCGGUCACGAUGAGCACCACGGCUUCAGUUUAUACCAGGUAGACCCCUCCGGGUCGUAUUUCCCUUGGAAAGCCACGGCGAUCGGUAAGGGCGCCACGGCGGCCAAAACGUUUUUGGAGAAAAGAUGGAAUGACGAACUGGAGCUGGAAGAUGCUAUUCAUAUCGCGCUACUAACUCUCAAGGAAUCGGUCGAGGGCGAGUUCAAUGGUGACACAAUCGAGAUCGCCAUUGUGGGUGACGAAAACGAGAAUCUUCUGGGCUUCACUGGCGACACGAGCGUCAAGGGACCAAGAUUCAAAAAAUUGACGUCGCAGGAGAUCAACGAUAGAUUGGAUGCUUUGUGA